CUAACGCGCCAGUUUCGUCUCCUCCUCCUCAUCCGUUACAUAACGGGACUCCCAGACACCCAGUGGACGCCGAAGUUUCAAGACUGUUUGGCCCCUACAUGGGAGGGAGGAGGACGGCAGGGCGGCAAACCCUUUCUGGUCCUGCACACCUGCAUUCUUAUACCCAUUUAUUCUGUUGCCUUGAGGACAAGAAUGCAGCCUUAGUCCCCAACCGAUACGCCAAAGAAAGACUCGCUGCUGCUGGCUUAGGGGAAAAACGGCUCACAUUUAAAGGCAGCCAUACAGAUUCAAAUGAAUUCCUCGAAUUCUUGAUGGAUGCCUAUCCAAAACUGCGGAACGGUGGCGGUUUCGAGUUGCUAAAAAUAUCUGGCACUACGAGAAGUCGCCACUUGAUUGUGAUCCCCUGUCCCAAUGAGGGUUACUAUGUCAGAUAUUUGAAGGACCCUCAGACCCAGAUUGGCCAUUCUACGGUUUUCAUUAGACCAAUGCAAAGAACCCUGAAUUUGGACCCUGCAUGUCGAUCAGAAGGCGACAACGUGUUAAUUGGACCAAAUCAGAAAUGUGUCAUCUGUGGAGAGGAGUUCCCCUUUUCCAGAAUGAAGGAUCACAGCAAUAACUGCACGAGGAGAUCCAGCCAUUGGUGAUGGUGUGACUCGGCAUUUCUUUGCAACCAUCAUGUCAAAACUUCAGGCUGGUUUUGAGAUGAAGUUUGUGCCUGGAGGAACUCUUCUUUUUGAAGGAGAACAAGAUCAUCUGAUUCCCUCCACUUCUCAUCUCCUUUUGGAGAGUGACUUCUUUGUUGUUGCUGGCCGAAUGAUUGGACAUUCAUUCCUCCAUGAUGGGCCAUGGUGGACUGAGCCCAGCUGUCCUGCAUGUGCUCUUUGGUGGAUCCCCGGAAGAAGCCACAAUAGAUAUUAAGGACUGUGUUGACCUUGAUAUCUGUGAGACAAUCAAGUUGCUGGAGGGAACAGCAGAGUUAUCAUCAGAAGAAAAAAAGCUCAUCAAUGAGUUGGCACUGUCCUGGGAUUUGCCUCUAGUCACAUGUGACAACAGGAGAUGGCUAUUUGAUAAACUGAUCCUCCAUGCUGUCCUUGGAAGAACCUCCAGACAAGUCAAGCAGUUACGAAGGGGUUUAAAAGAGACACUGAUCUGGCCUCUGCUGACGGAGAGGAAAGACGCGAUUCCCCUUCUCUUUCCAAGAGCGUCUGAUUUGCAGUGCACACCACGGAUGGUGUUGGAGAAGAUAAACUGGCCCACACAGGAUGAGGAUGAAGACAGUGAAGUCUCUUUGGAGGAUUCCUGUAGGCUCACAGGAUUCCUGCGCACAUUUAUUGAGAUGGCAUCUCCCGUUAUCCUUGGGAAACUUGUGCAGUUCUGGAUAGGAUGGAAUGUGCUUCCUAGACAUGGCCUGGAUGUGACCGUGGUGGAGAGCAACUUCCCCAGCUCUUCCACAUGCUUUCACCAGCUGAAACUUCCAGGACAUUACAAAGAGUACUGUAUGUUUGAAAGGGACAUUCUUGCUGCUAUUUGGAGCACUGAAACUGGGUUCGGGAUGGUCUGAAGAGACGGA
This is a messenger RNA of Gymnodraco acuticeps, 1570 nucleotides long. RefSeq lists its product as uncharacterized. Gene Ontology annotation, molecular function: ubiquitin-protein transferase activity. The transcript is spliced from 10 exons. Bases 836 to 1561 code for a protein of 241 amino acids. NCBI's taxonomy places the organism in Eukaryota, Metazoa, Chordata, Actinopteri, Perciformes, Bathydraconidae. The record is from RefSeq and is a predicted model, not a curated record.